CCUGGCGCAUGCGCACGCCGCGUCCCCUGCCUCACACGCAACUCCGCGCAUGCGCAAUCCGGCGGUGUCUCGGUGCGCGGCGGCGGCGCCAUUGAACGGUGCGUGAGGGGGUGGGCGGUGGGAGAAGGGAAAGGAGUCAACCAUGUCGGGGUCGUCGGGAUCUGGCGGGACGGGCAGCUCGGCGCGGAAGCGGCUGAUGAAGGAGGAGGACAUGACGAAAGUGGAGUUCGAGACGAGCGAGGAGGUGGACGUGACGCCCACCUUCGACACCAUGGGGCUGCGGGAGGACCUGCUGCGCGGCAUCUACGCCUACGGGUUUGAGAAGCCGUCGGCCAUCCAGCAGCGAGCCAUCAAGCAGAUCAUCAAGGGGAGAGACGUGAUCGCACAGUCACAGUCAGGAACAGGGAAGACAGCAACGUUCUCCAUCUCUGUACUGCAGUGCCUGGAUAUACAGGUUCGUGAGACCCAGGCAUUGAUCUUGGCACCAACUCGGGAGCUGGCUGUGCAGAUUCAAAAGGGUCUUCUUGCUCUGGGAGACUACAUGAAUGUCCAGUGUCAUGCCUGCAUUGGAGGGACCAACGUGGGUGAAGAUAUCCGAAAACUGGAUUAUGGGCAGCAUGUUGUUGCUGGCACUCCAGGCCGUGUGUUCGAUAUGAUUCGUCGACGAAGUUUAAGGACUCGUGCCAUCAAAAUGCUGGUUUUGGAUGAAGCAGAUGAAAUGCUUAAUAAAGGUUUUAAGGAGCAGAUUUAUGAUGUGUACAGAUACUUGCCUCCAGCUACACAGGUGGUUCUGAUCAGUGCCACGUUACCUCAUGAAAUUCUGGAGAUGACCAACAAAUUCAUGACAGACCCCAUUCGCAUUUUAGUGAAACGUGAUGAGUUGACCCUUGAAGGAAUCAAGCAGUUUUUUGUGGCUGUGGAGAGAGAAGAAUGGAAGUUUGACACCUUGUGCGAUCUCUACGACACGCUCACAAUCACCCAGGCUGUCAUCUUCUGUAACACCAAAAGAAAGGUAGACUGGCUCACAGAGAAGAUGAGAGAAGCCAACUUCACAGUUUCAUCCAUGCAUGGGGACAUGCCACAAAAGGAGAGAGAGUCCAUCAUGAAAGAGUUCAGAUCUGGCGCAAGCCGAGUCCUUAUUUCAACAGAUGUUUGGGCUAGAGGCCUGGAUGUGCCUCAGGUGUCCCUGAUCAUCAACUAUGACUUACCCAACAACAGAGAACUCUACAUACACAGAAUUGGCCGGUCAGGCAGAUAUGGCCGAAAAGGUGUAGCAAUCAACUUUGUGAAGAAUGAUGACAUCCGCAUCCUGCGAGACAUCGAGCAGUACUACUCCACCCAGAUAGACGAGAUGCCCAUGAAUGUUGCUGAUCUUAUCUGAAGAUCCGUGUUUGUACUGUUGGGAGUUGUACUAUUUGGUAGCCUCCAUAAUUCUGUUUUGGACCCACAUAUUUUUACCAUAUUGCUGGUUGUAUGUUCUUGAGUUGAGCUGCACUUGGGAACUUGUGUAAAUAAUGUCUUUAUUCCUGCCCAUGUUUUUCAAUUAAAAAAGUAAGUUUUACCAUAA
Molecule: messenger RNA, 1567 nt
Organism: Columba livia (rock pigeon)
Lineage: Eukaryota; Metazoa; Chordata; Aves; Columbiformes; Columbidae
Gene: EIF4A3
Product: eukaryotic translation initiation factor 4A3
Exons: 12
Coding region: 143-1381 (412 amino acids)
Cellular component (GO): nucleolus; catalytic step 2 spliceosome
Molecular function (GO): mRNA binding; RNA helicase activity; ATP binding
Source: RefSeq, a predicted model, not a curated record